AUGCCCUCGACUACGCUCCAUUUCGAUGCAAUGCCAGUCCUUCUGCCCCUCUUCGACAUGGACGGCACCCUGGUCGACUCGACCGACGGUGUCGUCGGCGCGUGGGAGCUGUUCAAGGAGAAGUACCCUCUCCUGGACGUGACUCAGGUCCUCAGCUCAUCGCAUGGUGUACGGACGGUAGAGAACCUCCGCCGCUUCUGCGGGGUCGAAGACCCCGAAGAACAAGAGCGCGAAGCGAAGCGCUUCGAAGAGGCCAUCGUCACCAACUCGACGCGAAACGGCCGGAGGGGUAUCCUCGCGCUGCCGGGCGUGCCCGAGAUCAUGGCCGAGCUCGCGCCCGUGAGCAAAGGGCCGAAGCCGCGCUGGGCGAUCUGCACGUCCGCCACGAACACAUACGCGACCGCCGCGCUCCAGAAGGCGGGCAUUCCCAAGCCCGAGGCAUUCGUCGCCUCUGAGGACGUGCAGAAGGGCAAGCCGGAGCCGGAUCCGUAUUUGCUGGGGGCCAAGAAGUGUGGGGUCGACCCCAAGAAUUGCCUGGUCGUGGAGGAUGCCCCAGCUGGCGUGAAGAGCGGACGGGCCGCAGGGUCCAAGACCCUCGCGCUGCUCACGUCGCAUACGCGGGAACAGCUUGAGGGGGCGCAACCCGAUUUCGUGGUGAAGGACUUGUCGAGUGUGACGAUGAAGACGACAGACAAUGGUGUCGAGGUCACGAUCAACACCGAUUGA
Molecule: messenger RNA, 726 nt
Organism: Rhodofomes roseus
Lineage: Eukaryota; Fungi; Basidiomycota; Agaricomycetes; Polyporales; Fomitopsidaceae
Product: phosphatase
Exons: 6
Coding region: 1-726 (241 amino acids)
Molecular function (GO): beta-phosphoglucomutase activity; sugar-phosphatase activity
Source: RefSeq, a predicted model, not a curated record